UUUUCGUGACUUAAUAAAAAUCACGUGAUAAUCAAAAUGGCAGCCUCCAUGGAUAGUAAUAUGUCACUGUUAUCAUAGAAAUAGGUGAAUACAAGUUCAGACAGUGCAAAUAUAGGGCUAUGAGUGGAAAUGAUAAAGACUUUGCGCCUCUAACGGCACUUUGUGUUAGAAAUCUGAAUGAUAAGUUAUACGAGAAGCGCAAAAUGGGGGCUCUGGAAGUUGAAAGGAUGGUUAGAGAAUUUUCUUUAGCUGGUCAAAAUGUUCAGAUUCAGCGGAUCCUUAAGGUUCUUGGUGAAGAUCUUGCAUUGUCUCACAACCCAAACUCAAGGAAAGGUGGCGUCAUAGGUCUGGCAGCUACAGCCAUCGCUCUUGGAAAGGAGUCCACAAACUAUGUUGCGGAGCUAGUCAAGCCAGUGCUGGACUCCUUCAGUGAUCAGGACAGCAGGGUCAGGUACUAUGCCUGUGAAGCAUUGUACAACAUCUCAAAAGUCUGUCGUGGAUUUGUGCUUCCCUACUUCAACGAGAUCUUUGAUGGUCUGAGCAAGCUUUCAUCCGAUACUGACCAGAAUGUCAAGAAUGGAACAGAACUUCUAGACAGACUUAUCAAGGACAUUGUAACUGAAAGUUCUGCCUUCGAUCUGCGAGCAUUUAUUCCCAUAUUGAGGGAGAAACUUUAUGUGAAAGAACAGAAUCCACGCCAAUUCAUCGUGUCCUGGAUUGCAGUGUUGGAUGCAGUGCCAGAUAUUAAUAUGCUUGUCCUCCUACCUGAAAUAUUACAUGGUCUGUUUGAGAUCCUUGGUGACUCUAACUCUGAAAUCAGCAAAAUGUGCCAGGAUGUCCUACAGGAGUUUCUUAAUGGUAUUAAGAAGACACGGACAGGUGUUAAUUAUGAGGGAAUGGCGAACAUCCUAAUCACUCACAGUCACUCCGAUAAGGCUCUGAUUCAGUACACAGCUAUCUGCUGGCUCCAGGAAUUUGUGACCCAAGCUGGGAGGACCAUGCUACAGUACACAUCUGGGAUCAUAGAUGCUAUCCUGCCAUGUCUAGCUACAGAGGGACACAUCACUCGCUCUGUAAGUGAGGCUGCUAAACACUUGAACCUUGCCCUACUCAACCUGAUAUGUGAGGAAGAUGAUAUAACUACCCCUACGCUAGGGAGUCCUGUUGAAGGCACACCCACCAGUUCUGACCCGCAGGAGCAAAGUCCACAGGAAAGCCCCAUAUCAACAUCAGGCAGUGCAAUAAGACUAAAUAUAGCCAGCGUGAUCUCCGUCCUAUGUCGAAUGUUACAACACCAGAGUUUAAGGACCAGAAUUGCUGCUUUAGAAUGGCUUUCACAUCUCUUGCUCAAAGUGCCAAAUAAGGCAUUCCAACAUGUGGACAGUUUUUUCCCAGUCCUGCUGAUGACACUGUCCGACAUCUCUACAGAAGUUGUGCUUUUAGAUUUAGAGACUCUUGCUGAAAUUUCCUCUAACCCUGCAGGAAAAGUCAUUCCCAUAGAGUCAACAGAUCAAAAUCAGGGAUCAAAAGUCAAGAAUAAAGAAGGGCAGGCAACUUCUUCUAAAUAUCCAGGCAAAGUGAAAACCAAGGAGGAGAAGCCUAAUGAAUAUAAAUCUGGACUAAAUAUUUAUUUCACCAAAUUCAUGAAAGCUUUGUUGGAUCUAUUCAAGAAAGACCAAAAUUUGCUAGAGCCCGAGGAGAGGGGAUAUUUUAUUAUCAGGCAACUGUCACACCUGUUAAAUGUGUAUUAUAACAG
Messenger RNA from Mizuhopecten yessoensis (Yesso scallop), 1756 nucleotides. Its product is annotated as protein VAC14 homolog. The record is from RefSeq and is a predicted model, not a curated record. The transcript is spliced from 13 exons. Lineage: Eukaryota; Metazoa; Mollusca; Bivalvia; Pectinida; Pectinidae. Gene Ontology annotation, biological process: positive regulation of kinase activity; phosphatidylinositol biosynthetic process. Gene Ontology annotation, cellular component: PAS complex; endosome membrane. The annotation marks the transcript as partial.